GCGAGUGUCAACACCAACCAGACGCGUCCCAACUCGACCCCAACGUCAUGGCGCGUCUCAGUGAUGCGAAUGGGAAGAAAAGGCGAGGCCGGCCUCCAGGCAGCCGCAAUUCUAGUGGUGUUGUGAAGUCAAAGACGAAGCCCGCACCAAGGGCGGCUGCGGCGAAGAAGGGCAAACCUAGGAAGAAACAGGCGCAAGAAGAAGUCGAGGACGAGCUCUCGAUAGCUGUGGGCGCACAAACACAACCAUCGAAACCCCGCAAGCGCAAAUCCGACGACAUCGCCGAAGCCGAAGACGAGUCGCGCAACCAGUACGCGCAGUUGGAGACUAAGACGAAGAGGAUACCGCAAGAGCUGAUGGACACAUGGCCGCAACUGCCGCCUCAGGUCUUGGAGCAGAUGACGGCCGUGGUACGCAAUGCGAAGAAGGAUAUCGCCGAGACACAGCGAGACGAGCGCAGGAUCAUGGCCGCACACAACACACUCAAUCCCCUUGUGCGGAAGCUGGCGCGUCAAUUAGCUGAGUCGCGGAUGCCUCCCCAGGCCAAAGACAUCCACUUCAACAUCGAUAAGCUCACGGAGCGCAAUGCCCAAGUAUCACGAGAGGCCACGACAAUCCGGCAUGCGAAGCAGCUGCUCAGUGAACAAGCCAAGAUUGCUCAGCACUUGCUGAACAAGGACGAAGACAAUCUGGACGCUCUGAAGAAGAACGUCAAGAGCUGGAGGACCGAGUGGAAACACCAGAAGAAGCACGGACGGCUCCACCCCUUACUCCAAGGCCAAGGCGAUGCGACGACGAACAGAGACGGUCCAGACGAUAUACAGUUGAGGCCAUCACAACCAGUAGACUUGUCCCUCCUCGAUACGCCUAACGACGACCUUGCACCGGUGCUCGGACAAUUGCGACGCAGCCUGGAGAGUAUGCAGGGCAACCAUACACAAGUAGAGGGUCUCGAUACGGCCAUGAGGGACGCGCAGGCUGCACUAGACCAUGUCCUGUUUAAGCACGCCAGCGCAGUGCAGUACGCUGCUCUUUGAAGCGUCGACAUGCAGGUCCCGCAGCGGUUUUUGUUCUUUCCAUAGUUAUGCAUGACUCGGCGUAUGGGUUGGCUUCUGUGCAGGCGUACUGCACACGGGGGUGGGAUGAAUACCAGGGCAGGUGUAUGGCGUUGGAGGGCAUCUCUAUCAAUUUACUCCCAGUUUCAGAACUGCGAUUCCGACAGUAUGGUCAUCGGAAAAUGUGCAUUUGCGGCCGAGUCCAUUUAUGUAGUGUAGCAACACUAGAAAGUGAUUGGCUCCACCACCUUGGGAUGGCC
This is a messenger RNA of Alternaria alternata, 1315 nucleotides long. RefSeq lists its product as hypothetical. The record is from RefSeq and is a predicted model, not a curated record. Lineage: Eukaryota; Fungi; Ascomycota; Dothideomycetes; Pleosporales; Pleosporaceae. The transcript is spliced from 3 exons. Bases 48 to 1037 code for a protein of 329 amino acids.